CUGAUGGCGGCGGCAGCCGCCACCCCCGGGACUGUGCUCUCCCCGCGGCUGUGCGACAGCGACCCGGCUACGCCCGGAGGCCAGUCCCCGAAGGAUGAUACUGAAGAAAAUUCCAAUGAUGGCACCCAGCCAUCCAAAAGGAGGCGAAUGGGCUCAGGAGACAGCUCUCGGAGUUGUGAAACUUCAAGUCAGGACCUUGGCUUUAGCUACUUUCCAGCAGAAAAUCUCAUAGAAUACAAAUGGCCACCUGAUGAAACAGGAGAAUACUAUAUGCUUCAGGAACAAGUCAGUGAAUACUUGGGUGUGACCUCCUUUAAACGCAAAUAUCCAGAUUUAGAGCGACGAGAUUUGUCUCACAAGGAGAAGCUCUACCUUAGAGAGUUAAAUGUCAUCACAGAGACUCAAUGCACUCUAGGUCUCACAGCAUUACGUAGUGAUGAAGUAAUUGAUCUGAUGAUAAAAGAAUACCCUGCUAAACAUGCAGAAUAUUCCGUUAUUCUUCAAGAAAAAGAGCGUCAGCGAAUAACAGAUCAUUAUAAAGAAUACUCUCAAAUGCAGCAACAAAACACUCAGAAGGUGGAAGCCAGUAAAGUGCCGGAAUACAUCAAGAAAGCUGCCAAGAAAGCUGCUGAAUUUAACAGCAAUUUAAACCGAGAACGGAUGGAAGAAAGAAGAGCUUAUUUUGAUUUACAGACACAUGUUAUCCAGGUGCCUCAAGGAAAAUACAAAGUGUUGCCUACAGAGCGAACAAAGGUUAGUUCGUAUCCAGUGGCCCUUAUCCCAGGACAGUUCCAGGAAUAUUACAAAAGGUACUCACCAGAUGAGCUGCGUUACUUGCCAUUAAACACAGCACUCUAUGAACCCCCUCUGGAUCCUGAGCUGCCUGCUUUAGACAGUGAUGGAGAUUCAGAUGAUGCCGAAGAUGGUCGAGGCGAUGAAAAACGAAAAAACAAAGGCACUUCAGACAGUUCCUCUGGCAAUGUAUCCGAAGGUGAAAGCCCUACUGACAACCAGGAGGAUUCUUUUCAGGGAAGACAGAAAACAAGAGAUAAAACUGCUACGCCAAGAAAAGAGGGCUCCAAACGUUCUGUACUAUCCAAGUCAGUUCCUGGGUACAAGCCAAAGGUCAUUCCAAAUGCUAUGUGUGGGAUUUGUCUGAAGGGUAAGGAGUCCAACAAGAAAGGAAAGGCUGAAUCACUUAUACACUGCUCCCAAUGUGAUAAUAGUGGCCACCCUUCUUGCCUGGACAUGACCAUGGAGCUUGUUUCUAUAAUUAAGACCUACCCGUGGCAGUGUAUGGAAUGUAAAACAUGCAUUAUCUGUGGACAGCCCCACCAUGAAGAAGAAAUGAUGUUCUGUGAUGUAUGUGACAGAGGUUAUCACACUUUUUGUGUGGGGCUCGGUGCUAUUCCAUCAGGUCGCUGGAUUUGUGAUUGUUGUCAAAGAGCUCCCCCAACACCCAGGAGAGGGGGCAGAAGGGGAAAAACCAGCAAGGAGGGAUAAAAUUACAAUUUUUACCCUGAUGCUGUUAUUUGCAUUGUGAAAAUUUUGGUGCCAAUCAGUUUACCACUUUGUGAAACACACUUCCUCAUAUUGUUGUCAAUAAAGCAUUUUUCAGUUUUUAACUAUGUA
Molecule: messenger RNA, 1632 nt
Organism: Vombatus ursinus (common wombat)
Lineage: Eukaryota; Metazoa; Chordata; Mammalia; Diprotodontia; Vombatidae
Gene: PHF10
Product: PHD finger protein 10
Exons: 12
Coding region: 4-1503 (499 amino acids)
Cellular component (GO): npBAF complex
Source: RefSeq, a predicted model, not a curated record